Messenger RNA from Lethenteron reissneri (Far Eastern brook lamprey), 3000 nucleotides. Its product is annotated as cytokine-inducible SH2-containing protein-like. The record is from RefSeq and is a predicted model, not a curated record. Lineage: Eukaryota; Metazoa; Chordata; Hyperoartia; Petromyzontiformes; Petromyzontidae. Gene Ontology annotation, cellular component: phosphatidylinositol 3-kinase complex. Gene Ontology annotation, biological process: phosphatidylinositol phosphate biosynthetic process; intracellular signal transduction. Gene Ontology annotation, molecular function: 1-phosphatidylinositol-3-kinase regulator activity.
CGGGGUAGGGGGAGAGAGGAUUGACGUGGGAGGAGGAGGAGGGGGGGGACGGGGGGGGAGGUAGCAGCAGUGACGACGACGGAGAAGGAGGAGGAGGAUUUGGCGAGCAAGGUAGCUGAGGGGUUGGGUGGGCUGUGUGCGGGUGGGGGGUGGAGGAGGAAAGGGGGCGGUGGUGCACGGGCAGAUUCGAGGAACCAGGGUUUGCGCAACGGGACGAAGUCGUCGACAACUUUCUAUUAAAAGGCCGCCGCUCUCGGCGGAUUCCCGGCACACGGCCCGGCUCCUGACUCCGGCUCCUGACUCCGGCUCCUGACUCUGGCUGCUGACUCCUCCGGCUCCGGCUCCUGACUCCGGCUGCUGACUCCUCCGGCUCCGGCUCCUGACUCCGGCUCCUGACUCCGGCUCUGGCUCCUGACUCCGGCUCCUGACUCCGGCUCCGGCUCCUGACUCCAGCUCCGGCUCCUGACUCCGGCUCCGGCUCCGGCUCGUGUUGUUUCAAUGUUUUUUUUGUCUCCAACGACAAUCUCGCAAUAGGCUUUUAUUUCCCACGCGCCCGUCAAUUGUUUACCGUUAGCAUUGUUGUCGUCGCCCGGGAGCACGACGACGACAAAGCGUACGCGUCGACAUGGAUGACGAAUCUCCGUCUCGUCCGUCGGCCCUCCUGUGAAACAAAAUAAAAACACAAGCGGCGGAGUUCCACAUCGACCCGGACAGCCGAAUCCGCGGCCAGGAUCCACGCGGGGCCUUCCCCCUCGGCCACCGCCGGCGCCUGGCACGACCUCCGCCGACCUCCGACGACCUCCACUGCCGCCACCGGCCGGCCGCGACUUUGCGACCCCCGAUCCCGUCAGCUCCCCCCCCCACCCCCCUCCACCACUCCCUCACCUGCCGGAUGGGACGAGGCCCCCGCUUCCCCCGCCAAUGACUUGCCUGGAGGAGAGCCGGCCCCAGCUGCCCCACCGCCCCGCGGCGGCGGCGGCACCGUCGUCGUGCAAGCGCGAGCCGCAGCGGGGCCCGGCGGCCACCGCCGCCAGCACCACGACGCCCGUGCCAGCGGCGGCGAUGCGCCACCUCCAGCUGUCAGGCUGGUACUGGGGCUCCCUGACGGCGAGUGACGCGCGGCAGAUGCUGCGCCAGAGUGCGGAGGGCACGUUCCUGGUGCGCGACUCAACGCACCCAGACUACCUGUUCACGCUGUCGGUGAAGACCAGCCGGGGCCCCACCAACGUGCGCAUCGAGUGCGCCGGCGGCAAGUUCAGCCUCGACUCGGCCUUCGUGGUGCGCCCCAAAGUGCUGCAGUUCGACGACGUCGUGGGCCUCGUGCAGUUCUACGUGGGCGCCAGCCAGCUGGAGGCCGAUGCGCACGGCGCCGCCGCCGAUGCCGCCGCCGGCGCCGCUAGCGCUGGCGGCGGCGGUGCUUCUCACCGCGUUGGUGUCGCCGCAGCCGUCGUCAACAGCGUCGGCGCCGGCGCCGGUUCUGCAAGCGUCGUCGCUGCUGCCACGGCCGCCGCCGGCGCCGUUAAUAAUGUGGGUGGUGGCGGCGCUAUUACCGGCAGUGGUGCCGCCGCGGCCGCCGCCGAUAACGCCGCUACCUCGGCCGUGGACGACGGCGCCCACGGGCAGGACGGUGCCGAUGGGCCGGCGCUCCGACCGCAGCAGCCGGCGGCGACAACGGCGCCAGCGGCGGCGCGGCCGCAGCGACCGACAUUGCCGCAGGAAGCGGAGCCGGAUGAUGACGCGAUUGCGCCGACCCCGCUGGCGCCACCACCACCACCACCACCACCACAACAACAACCACAACAACAACAACCGCUGCUCCCACCGCAGCCGCCGCCGCCCCCUCCCCUGCCGCCGCUGGCGGCGCCGGACAUCGCGUUACCGCCGGAAGACGGCGCCGCCGCCGCAGUCGCGGCAGCGCCGGCUCGUGCCGCCACCGCGGCGGCGGCGGCGUCGGUGCAGCUGAAGCUGACGCGGCCGUACUACAGCUCGGCGCCCACGCUGCAGCACCUGAGCCGCACCGUCAUCAACCGCAACGCGCGCACCGUCGCCGAGCUGCCCCUGCCCGGGCGCCUCAAGGAGUACCUGGACGAGUAUCCCUACCGGCUCUAGCGCGCGGCCCGCGCUUGGGGUCCCGAGGGUCGGUCGGCCGGCGGGGGUGGGACGGGAGAUUGUGGGCCGGGCGAGGUGGGCAGGGGGCGCGGGGUUUGGCCACCGCCACCGCCGGCUUCGUCGUGCGCCGGUUGGCGGAGGGAGCGACGCGUGGGGCCUGCGUGCGCGCCGCACUCGCGCACUGCGGUCACACCACAUGCACCGCACUCACACCACACACGCACCGCACACACUACACUGAUCACACUCACACCACAUUCACACCACACGCACCACACUCACCGCACUCACACACACCACUCACACACACCACUCACACACACCACUCACACACCACACUCACACACCACUCACUCAACACUCACUCACCACUCACACACACACACCACUCACACACACUACUCACUCACCACUCACACUCACCAUUCACACACCACUCACACACCACUCACACAACACACACACACCACUCACACACACCACACACACACACACUACUCACACACCACUCACACACACACCCCACUCACACACACCACUCACACACAUCACACACCACACACACACACAGACCGCACACGCUCCCCUCUCUCACGCACGCAGCCUCCCACCGCAGGUCACCAUCCCUCGUCGCAGCCGUGGCCGAGAAUGCAAGCAGGGCGAUAAUUCCAUCCGCCCGAUUAAAACCACACGGGAAGCAGAGGAGACGCCAAGCGGUUGCUGGUGGUGGGGGAGGAGGUGGUGGGGGCGACGAGGGGGGUGGUGGUGAAACAGAGAAGACGAUGAGGAGGCAGGAGGAGGAGGAGGAGAAGGAGUCUCGUUCCCUGCGGCUCCACAACUCCGAUGCCGAGUUUAGUGGUUUUACGGGGGGGGGGGGGGGGGGGUGAGUGG